AUGGCACCCAAGCUUCAUCUCAUCCGACAUGCCCAGGGCUACCAUAAUCUCGACCCUUCAUGCUGGAACCUCAUCGACCCUUUGCUCACUGAGGAGGGGAAGAAACAGUGUUCGGAAUUGAGCCAUAAUUUUCCUACCAAAGCAACAGUUGAUUUGAUUGUUGCUUCACCCAUGCGUCGUGCUUUAUACACCGGUCUAGAGGCAUUUGGUUCUAUUUUAGAAAACAACCCGGCGAGUGAUAUUAUUGCUCUUCCGAUCCUGCAGGAAGUGAGCGAUCUUCCCUGCGACACAGGAAGUGAAUUGCAAGAUCUGCAGAUCGAAGUCGAACAAAAGAACCUCCCAGUGGAUUUGCGCUUCGUGGAAGAGAAUUGGUCUCAUAAAUCCGGAAAAUACGAACCAACAUCCGAAAAGAUCCAGGAACGUGCCCGUGAAGCGAGGUGCUGGUUGAAAGAACGACCAGAGAAGGAAAUUGUUGUGAUCAGUCACGGUGGCUUCCUACACUUUCUAACGGACGAUUGGGAGGACGGAAAUAAAUUUGAAGGAACGGGAUGGGCUAAUACCGAGCUCCGAACCUAUGAGUUUGUGACACAGGAAGAUGAUCUGGGAAAUGAUGAUGAUGAUGCAUCAAUACAAGAAACUGCUGAAUCACGUCAACUGCGGGAUUAUGAGAUGGGAGAAUCAGAAGCCAUAGACACCCUCCUUUGA
Messenger RNA from Penicillium manginii, 705 nucleotides. Its product is annotated as phosphoglycerate mutase-like protein. Gene Ontology annotation, cellular component: cytoplasm. The transcript has 5 exons. Bases 1 to 705 code for a protein of 234 amino acids. The record is from RefSeq and is a predicted model, not a curated record. Lineage: Eukaryota; Fungi; Ascomycota; Eurotiomycetes; Eurotiales; Aspergillaceae. Gene Ontology annotation, molecular function: phosphatase activity.